UCAGGCAGGCAAAGUUCACCAUUCCCCUCCCCCGCCCAUACCUGGGGCCUCUGACACCCAAGGCCUAGAAGCUCAGGCACUCGGCUCAGCUCUGACCUGCCGUACAGCAUGGCAGCCCCUAAGGGCGUGGCCCACGGCACUGCUAGCCGUACAACAUGGCCGCCUACAGAGCGCGAACCGCUCCCCCUCACGCCCAAUCACCGGAAGUUUCCGUUUGAAAGCCGGGCGGCAGACCCGGUAGCUGGUGCGGCAGUUGCCGAGGAGCCUCCUUUGAACCAGGGCAACGAGGGCUGCGGGCAGGAGCUGCAGGAGCCUGGGGCCCAGCCGUGCCGCCUCGUUACGAUGACCAGCGUGGUUAAGACGGUAUACACUCUGCAACCCCCCGCUGUGCAGAGCGGCGGCCUGCCGGCAGACACACAAACUCGAGCCACUUCUAAGAGUCUAUUACCCGUUAAGUCCAAAGAAGUGGAUGUUUCCAGACUUCAUUCAGGAGGUUCAGAGAAUGAUGUUACAAAAAUCACCAAACCAAGACGAGAGAAUGGGCAGGUAAAAGCUGCAGACACUGCCAUGAGGAGGAACAUCAGAAAGAGCUGCAAACCGCCGGGUAAGCAGAAACCAGAGGAAGAGCUCAAGGACAAGAACCAGCUCUUAGAGGCCAUCAACAAGCAGCUGCACCAGAAGUUGACUGAAACUCAGGGAGAACUGAAGGACCUGACCCAAAAGGUGGAGCUGCUGGAGAAGUUUCAGGACAACUGCUUGGCAAUUUUGGAGAGCAAGGGCCUCAACCCAGUUUUAGGCUGUGAGACCCUGGCAUCACAGCGGGAAUCCGCCGCAGAUCACACGGACUCUAUGUUGCUGUUAGAAACUUUGCAGGAUGAGCUGAAGUUUUUUAACGAAACGGCCAAAAAGCAGAUGGAAGAGUUACAGGCCUUAAAAGUCAAGUUGAAGAUGAAAGAAGAAGAGAGGGCCCGGUUCCUAGAACAGCAGACAUUAUGUAACAAUCAAGUAAAUGAUUUUACGGCAGCCCUGGAGGAAAUGGAGCAGCUAUUAGAAAUGUGAUAAAAAGCAAGUGACCAGAUGGCUCCCACAGGGGAAGCCACUCAGGACAUCUGCUUCUUGGCCAUGACCUUCUAGAACUCACCGUCCCCAGAAUGGAGACAUUUGCUGCAGUAGGAUUAAGGACAGAUAGAAUGGCGCUUCCUCCUUCAGGCAAGCGAACGCCACCCUCGGACUGGUGGGUUCCCCCGACCUCACACACACAUAAUCGAGGCCGACAAGGGAGUGGGGGGUGCAGAAGCUUGGAUCGACCUUCUAGGCAACAAAGCGGCAGGCUAUUAGAAUCAGGAGACUAAACCAGCCACAGCCAGAGGAUCCCAAAGGUCACAUUCAGAUGUGUAGGAAGAAAACCUUAAUUGUGCAUUUGGAGUGCAGAGGCUCCACGGGAGACAUCAGAAGCGAUGCUGUCCCCUUCUAACUUGGAACACAUUCCGUCUCAUCCUGGUUGGGCUCUAGACCUCAUUGUAAAUUAAUGAACGUGAAGUUAUUGAAAUGGCUUAAUAAAUGGGGUGAAGGUAUAGAUAGCAAUAACACCUACCUGAAAUAAUACACUUUGGAGCUUUUAAUCUAAAUCACUUCUUUUAUUUUUUAUUAAGUGCUACUUUUAAAAUAAAUAUUUCUGUGACUAUCCAGACUACAACACUGAGAAAUGAAAAGAAACCUUUUAACUGAAGUAUGUCCACCAAAUACUCUUGACCUAAUCCAGUGAACAAGUUCAAGACUCCAAUGUAACCCAGAAUAUUUUUCUUCCACUUCAGUGCUCUGUGGCUAGCCCUGCUGUCUUCCAGGAGCGGUAGCUGGUCUUCUGAGGGUGUCCCCUGUUUGUGGCAGUGGGUGCCCGACUCCAUCCCCCAGCUUUGUGCCACUAGCUGCCUGUGCUCUCCCUAUAUUCCUGAGCCUGCUGAUCUACUGCUCUUUGCACAGCCAAUCCUAGGCCUGGCCCCAUGGAUCCCUCGGUAGCUGAGGUCCGUGGUAGGCUUCCCCCUGGGUUUACCAAAGGCACAGCUCUAUUUCCUUUCUUAGUUGAUCUAGGCAGGCUUUGGCUUUGGCUUUGACUCUCUUCCAUGUUUUUCUGCAUCUCCCAAUUUCUUCACCAACCUCCCCCCUCCACUCUUGCUACCACCCAGUCAGGCCAAGGAACACCCCCAACCUAACUUUUCAGGGCUGUUUCUUUGCCUUCCACGCAGACAUUCACACAGUUGGUUAUGUCCCAAAAAUUAGGAGGGGGGGAAACCCAGUUACAUAACUCUCACCCGUGAGAAGAGCUGAAUAUUUUCCUGUACCCAUUUUCAGCAUGUUUAUACUUUAAAAGAUUGUUUACCCAAAUGAAUUUGUAAUUGGCAUUUCUGCCCUCCCGCAAAAAAAGUUCUACUUCCUUCUUGGCAGGAGAGGGGGAGAACCCAGCUGUGGGAUCCUCACCUCCUUGUCUGGCCUCCCUAGUUAACACCUAGGAAUGUAACUCUCAGUGCCUGUGACUCCUCUCGCCCAGUGCCGAAACCCUGGUGGCUGGCGGCCUGGGCUCCCAAGGGGCCUUCACCUCACAGUUCUUUGUAGCACCAGCCGGCACUGGUGCACCUUUGCCUUUUCUCUUGAUUCCUCCGACCUCUGUUGCUCCAUCUGCCUUUGGUACAUGUGGAGGUGUUGUGGGUGCUUCAUCUGUUCUGCAGGCUGGAUGAACCCAUGCUAGAGAAACUCAGCAAAUAGUGACCUGUACCCUCCACUUUGCCAGAUGCUCUAGGAAACUUUAAUGUAGCAUGGCAUUCUUAACCUCAAAGGUGCUUGCAAUCUAUUUGGUAAAACUUACAUGUGCAGGUGACAUAUAAGUGAAAUAACAAACACCAACACUUUACUAACUAUGGGCUGUGUGGCAUAGUUGUGUGCUCUAGUAGUUCACUAUGGGCUAGUUUGGUUGCAGAGGGCUUGAUGAAAGACAUAGACUGGAGACUGAAGGAAGAGUAACAGUUGGAGAGGCUAGCUGGAAAGUGGAGGACCUUGCAGGUCGGUGAGCACGUGGAGGUUUGGGGAGAGGAGCAAGCUCGGUAGCCCCACUUCCCUUCCCCACACCUCGCCCUCUGCAUCUCUUGUGCCAGGCUCUUCCUGAGUUACAGCCUGUGUGGUAAACUGAUUACCUAGUAAAUAAAAGGUUUCUCUAAGUCUGUGAACUGCUCUAGCAAAUGAUAAACCCAAGGAGGCGGGGGGUGCCAUUGGAACCUCCAGGGAGAAAAUAAAAUCAUGAAAUGCUGAAGGAAAGAAUAGAGCUGAAGGGAUAUCUGGAUGAGUCUUGGGGAAGUGAGUUGGGGAACUGGGCUUGUUCAGAGGUUCAAGGUGAGGGGAUUAUGUCUGACACUUAAUUGAGCACUUGUACUCUGCCAGAUACACAUAACCCCUUGCUGCACUUCUCAGGUAGUCCUCAUUACCAUCGCAAGGUAAGCACUAUUACCUCUUUUUACAGCUGGGGAAAUAACGCUCAGAGAUGUUAGGUUGAUUUACCCAAGGUCAACAAGCAAAUAUUGGAGAAAAAUUUGAGCCAGGGAAGAGUGGGGUGGGAGGUACUUGGUGUUAGUAGAAGUCUUGAUCCUUGAAUGCCAGGCUAAGAAGUGUGGAUUUUUAUCAUCUAGGCCAGAGGUUUCCAAACUCUCUCAGUUCAUGAUGCCCCUAGUUAAUGUCCUAGUAAUAUUUAUGACACCCAAAGAAAUAUCAGUGGUUCUAUUUUAAGUGAUCAGAUCCAACAACUUAGCAGGUAUUUGAAAAAGUAUUUUUUAUUUCGUUUUUAAAUAACUACAAUUAUUCACUAAUCCACACAAAAUGAACAAACUUUUUAGAAUCGCUAAAAGUAAGAAGGAGGGGCGCCUGGGUGGCUCAGCAGGUUAAGCAGCCAGCUCAGGUCAUGAUCUCAGGGUCGUGGGAUCAAGUUUUGCCUUGGGCUGCGUGCUCAGCGUAAUCUGCUUGUCCCUCUCCUUCCCCAUCUGUGCCUCCACCACCCCCCACCAUCUCUGCUAAAAAAAAGUAAGGAGUUUUAUUAGGACCCAAAUUAGGACAGCUGUCUGGGGAAACAUGCUCUUCACAAAGAAGAAAGUGCUCUGGAGAAUGAACAGGUUUGUUUGUUUUUUAAAGAUUUUAUUUAUUUAUUUAUUUAUUAGAGAGCAAGAGAGAGAGAAACAGCAUGAGAGGGGAGAGGGUA
Messenger RNA from Zalophus californianus (California sea lion), 4237 nucleotides. It is a transcript of the gene KNSTRN, whose product is annotated as kinetochore localized astrin (SPAG5) binding protein. Gene Ontology annotation, biological process: regulation of attachment of spindle microtubules to kinetochore; mitotic sister chromatid segregation; spindle organization. The coding region runs from base 109 to 1059 and encodes 316 amino acids. NCBI's taxonomy places the organism in Eukaryota, Metazoa, Chordata, Mammalia, Carnivora, Otariidae. The record is from RefSeq and is a predicted model, not a curated record. Gene Ontology annotation, cellular component: microtubule plus-end; centriolar satellite; kinetochore. The transcript has 9 exons.